GUCAACAGUCGAAUAAGCACAGUUCACCCAGAUCUAACACAGCAGCUAAUUUAGUUUGAAACAAUGGGCUCUAAAAUUUUCGCCGCACUCUUAUGUUGCUUCGCACUAGUGGUGGUCAGUGCCUUGCCGUAUGGUCAUCAUGAACAUGAACAUGAGGAUCACAGUGCUACCAGUCACGCUUCGGUGCAUUUAGUCUCACACGACGAUCAUCACGAUCACCAUGAUCACCAUGAUGACCACGGUCAUUACGAUCAUCACGAACAUCAUGGACACGAUGAUGGUCAUGACUCACAUGCUGAGUAUCACUUCACUUAUGGCGUUAAGGAUAAGAAAACAGGCGAUAUCAAAGAGCAAAGCGAACACCGUCAUGGCGAUAAGGUAUCCGGACAUUAUGAACUGAUCGAUGCGGAUGGCCACAAGAGGACUGUACAUUAUACGGCUGAUAAACACAGCGGUUUCCAUGCCGUAGUACACCGUGAGCCCACUCACCAUCAUGUCGCUGAUCAUGGACACACUAGCUACCAUGGGGGACAUGCUGAGGUCGAAUCGCACGAUGGUGGACAUGAUCAUGGUCAUGAUUACGGACACGGUUAUGGACAUGGUCAUGAACAUGGUCACGGUCACGGCAGUCAUUCCAGUGGCUUCUCGAUUAAACAAGAACAUGGUCAUGCCUUCCAUCAUCAUGGUGAACAUGGUCAUUAGAUGGUUUAGCUGCUCACAAUUAUAACGGAUACUUGUUGUUUUUAUAUAAAU
Zeugodacus cucurbitae (melon fly) is the source of this 753-nucleotide messenger RNA. RefSeq names its product histidine-rich glycoprotein. The record is from RefSeq and is a predicted model, not a curated record. NCBI's taxonomy places the organism in Eukaryota, Metazoa, Arthropoda, Insecta, Diptera, Tephritidae. The transcript is spliced from 2 exons. Gene Ontology annotation, cellular component: extracellular matrix. Bases 64 to 702 code for a protein of 212 amino acids.